This is a messenger RNA of Carlito syrichta (Philippine tarsier), 6172 nucleotides long. It is a transcript of the gene SF3B1, whose product is annotated as splicing factor 3b subunit 1. Gene Ontology annotation, cellular component: U2-type prespliceosome; catalytic step 2 spliceosome; U12-type spliceosomal complex. Bases 72 to 3989 code for a protein of 1305 amino acids. The transcript has 25 exons. Gene Ontology annotation, molecular function: mRNA binding. Gene Ontology annotation, biological process: spliceosomal complex assembly. The record is from RefSeq and is a predicted model, not a curated record. NCBI's taxonomy places the organism in Eukaryota, Metazoa, Chordata, Mammalia, Primates, Tarsiidae.
UUCCUCCGUGGCGGCGGUGGCGAGCGGAAGUUCCUGGGAGCGCCAGUUCCGUCUGUGUUCCAGUGGACAAAAUGGCGAAGAUCGCCAAGACCCACGAAGAUAUUGAAGCACAGAUUCGAGAAAUCCAAGGCAAGAAGGCAGCUCUUGAUGAAGCUCAAGGAGUGGGCCUUGACUCUACAGGUUAUUAUGACCAGGAAAUUUAUGGUGGAAGUGACAGCAGGUUUGCUGGAUACGUGACGUCAAUUGCUGCAACUGAACUUGAAGAUGAUGACGAUGACUACUCAUCAUCUACAAGUUUGCUUGGUCAGAAGAAGCCAGGAUAUCAUGCCCCUGUGGCAUUGCUUAAUGAUAUACCACAGUCAACAGAGCAGUAUGAUCCAUUUGCUGAGCACCGACCUCCAAAGAUUGCAGACCGAGAAGAUGAGUACAAAAAGCAUAGGCGGACCAUGAUCAUUUCCCCAGAGCGUCUUGAUCCUUUUGCAGAUGGAGGGAAGACCCCUGAUCCUAAAAUGAAUGCCAGGACUUACAUGGAUGUAAUGCGAGAACAGCAUUUGACUAAAGAAGAACGAGAAAUUAGGCAACAGCUAGCAGAAAAAGCUAAAGCUGGAGAACUAAAAGUUGUCAAUGGAGCUGCAGCAUCCCAGCCUCCGUCAAAACGAAAACGGCGCUGGGAUCAAACAGCUGAUCAGACUCCUGGGGCCACUCCCAAAAAGCUGUCAAGUUGGGAUCAGGCAGAGACUCCUGGGCAUACCCCUUCCUUAAGAUGGGAUGAGACACCAGGUCGUGCAAAGGGAAGCGAGACGCCUGGAGCAACCCCAGGUUCAAAAAUAUGGGAUCCUACACCCAGCCACACACCAGCGGGAGCUGCUACUCCUGGACGAGGCGAUACACCAGGCCAUGCAACACCAGGCCACGGGGGUGCAACUUCCAGUGCUCGUAAAAACAGAUGGGAUGAGACCCCCAAGACAGAGAGAGAUACUCCUGGGCAUGGAAGUGGAUGGGCUGAGACUCCUCGAACAGACCGAGGUGGAGAUUCAAUUGGUGAAACACCGACUCCUGGAGCCAGCAAAAGAAAGUCACGUUGGGAUGAAACACCAGCCAGUCAGAUGGGUGGAAGCACUCCUGUUCUGACUCCUGGAAAAACACCAAUUGGCACGCCAGCCAUGAACAUGGCCACCCCUACUCCAGGUCACAUAAUGAGUAUGACUCCUGAACAGCUUCAGGCUUGGCGAUGGGAAAGAGAAAUUGAUGAGAGAAACCGCCCACUUUCUGAUGAAGAACUAGAUGCUAUGUUCCCAGAAGGAUACAAGGUAGUCCUUCCCCCUCCAGCUGGUUAUGUUCCUAUUCGAACUCCAGCUCGCAAGCUGACAGCUACUCCAACACCCCUAGGUGGUAUGACUGGUUUCCACAUGCAGACCGAAGACAGAACUAUGAAAAGUGUCAAUGACCAGCCAUCUGGAAACCUUCCAUUUUUAAAACCUGAUGAUAUUCAGUACUUUGAUAAACUGUUGGUUGAUGUUGAUGAGUCAACUCUUAGUCCUGAAGAGCAGAAAGAGAGAAAAAUAAUGAAGUUGCUUUUAAAAAUUAAGAAUGGAACACCACCAAUGAGAAAGGCUGCUUUGCGUCAGAUUACUGAUAAAGCUCGUGAAUUUGGAGCUGGUCCUUUGUUUAAUCAGAUUCUUCCUCUACUGAUGUCUCCUACUCUUGAGGAUCAAGAGCGCCACUUACUUGUGAAAGUUAUCGAUAGAAUACUGUACAAACUUGAUGACUUAGUUCGGCCGUAUGUCCACAAGAUCCUCGUGGUCAUUGAGCCACUGUUGAUUGAUGAAGAUUACUAUGCUAGAGUGGAAGGCCGAGAGAUUAUUUCUAAUUUGGCAAAGGCUGCUGGUCUGGCUACUAUGAUCUCUACCAUGAGACCUGACAUAGAUAACAUGGAUGAAUAUGUCCGUAACACAACAGCUAGAGCUUUUGCUGUUGUAGCCUCUGCCCUUGGCAUUCCUUCUUUGCUGCCUUUCCUAAAAGCUGUGUGCAAAAGCAAGAAGUCCUGGCAAGCGAGGCAUACUGGUAUUAAGAUUGUGCAACAGAUAGCUAUUCUUAUGGGCUGUGCCAUUUUACCGCAUCUCAGAAGUUUAGUUGAAAUCAUUGAACAUGGUCUCGUGGAUGAACAGCAGAAAGUUCGGACCAUCAGUGCUUUGGCCAUUGCUGCCUUGGCUGAGGCAGCCACUCCUUAUGGUAUCGAAUCCUUUGAUUCUGUGUUAAAACCUCUGUGGAAGGGUAUCCGCCAGCACAGAGGAAAGGGUUUGGCUGCUUUUCUAAAGGCUAUUGGGUAUCUUAUUCCUCUCAUGGAUGCAGAGUAUGCCAACUACUAUACCAGAGAGGUGAUGUUAAUCCUUAUUCGAGAAUUCCAAUCACCUGAUGAGGAAAUGAAGAAAAUUGUGCUGAAGGUGGUAAAGCAGUGUUGUGGGACAGAUGGUGUAGAGGCAAACUACAUUAAAACAGAGAUUCUUCCUCCUUUUUUUAAACACUUCUGGCAGCACAGAAUGGCUUUGGAUAGAAGAAAUUACCGACAGUUAGUUGAUACUACUGUGGAGUUGGCAAACAAAGUAGGUGCAGCAGAAAUUAUUUCUAGGAUUGUGGAUGAUCUGAAAGAUGAAGCUGAACAGUACAGAAAAAUGGUGAUGGAGACAAUUGAGAAAAUUAUGGGCAACUUGGGAGCAGCAGAUAUUGACCAUAAACUUGAAGAACAACUGAUUGAUGGUAUUCUUUAUGCUUUCCAAGAACAGACUACAGAGGACUCAGUAAUGUUGAACGGCUUUGGCACAGUGGUUAAUGCUCUCGGCAAACGAGUCAAACCAUACUUGCCUCAGAUAUGUGGCACAGUUUUGUGGCGUUUAAAUAACAAAUCAGCAAAAGUUAGACAACAGGCAGCUGACUUGAUUUCUCGAACUGCUGUUGUCAUGAAGACAUGUCAAGAGGAAAAGUUGAUGGGGCACUUGGGGGUUGUGUUGUAUGAGUAUUUGGGUGAGGAGUACCCUGAAGUACUGGUCAGCAUUCUUGGAGCACUGAAGGCCAUUGUAAAUGUAAUAGGUAUGCAUAAGAUGACCCCACCAAUUAAAGAUCUGCUGCCUAGACUCACUCCCAUCUUAAAGAACAGGCAUGAAAAAGUACAAGAGAACUGUAUUGAUCUUGUUGGACGUAUUGCUGACAGAGGAGCUGAAUAUGUAUCUGCAAGAGAAUGGAUGAGGAUUUGCUUCGAACUUUUAGAGCUCUUAAAAGCCCACAAAAAAGCUAUUCGUAGAGCCACAGUCAACACAUUUGGUUAUAUUGCAAAGGCCAUUGGCCCUCAUGAUGUGCUGGCUACACUUUUAAACAACCUCAAAGUUCAGGAGAGGCAGAACAGAGUCUGCACUACUGUAGCAAUAGCUAUUGUUGCAGAAACAUGCUCACCCUUCACAGUGCUGCCUGCCUUAAUGAAUGAAUACAGAGUUCCUGAGCUGAAUGUUCAGAAUGGAGUGUUGAAGUCACUCUCCUUCUUGUUUGAAUAUAUUGGUGAGAUGGGGAAAGACUACAUUUAUGCAGUAACACCACUACUUGAAGACGCUUUAAUGGAUAGGGACCUUGUACACAGACAGACGGCUAGUGCGGUGGUACAACACAUGUCACUUGGGGUUUAUGGAUUUGGUUGUGAAGAUUCGUUGAAUCACUUGUUGAACUAUGUAUGGCCUAACGUGUUUGAGACAUCUCCCCAUGUAAUCCAGGCUGUUAUGGGAGCCCUAGAGGGCCUGAGAGUUGCUAUUGGACCGUGUAGAAUGUUGCAGUAUUGCUUGCAAGGUCUUUUUCACCCAGCCCGGAAAGUCAGAGAUGUAUAUUGGAAAAUUUACAAUUCCAUCUACAUUGGUUCCCAGGACGCUCUCAUAGCCCAUUACCCAAGGAUCUACAACGAUGAUAAGAACACCUAUAUUCGUUAUGAACUUGACUAUAUCUUAUAAUUUUAUUGUUUGUUUUGUGUUUAAUGCACAGCUUCACACCUUAAACUUGCUUUGAUUUGGUGAUGUAAACUUUUAAGCAUUGCAGAUCAGCAUAGGACUGGUCAUAGAGGAAGAGCUAGAAAUCCAGUAGCAUGAUUUUUAAAUAACCUGUCUUUGUUUUUGAUGUUAAACAGUAAACGCCAGUAGUGACCAAGAACACAGUGAACACACACAAUACUGGAGGGAUUUCAUUUUUAAUUCAUCUUUAUGAAGAUUUAGAAUUCAUUCCUUGUGUUUAAAGGGAAUGUUUAAUUGAGAAAUAAACAUUUGUGUACAAAAUGCUAAUUUGUGCGUGUUUUUUGAACAUGACUUGUAAAAUGCGAGACUUUGAUAAAGUAUUGGUUUGUGUAGAAAAAGUGGCUUAAUUUAAUUUUCUGUCACCUGGUUUAUAGAAAGUAGUUUGCAGAAUACAAACUAUGAAGUGAUGCCAUCUUUGUCAAAAUUCCAUUGUUCUGUUAACAAUGACAGUGAGAUGAGUAACCUUGGGCGGGGGGAAUCUUCCCCUCACUAGCACAACCAUUCUAUCACCUUUUUUGCUGAACUGUCUUGGGUCAUAUUAUCUUGUGCUUACAUAGCGCCUUUCAUCUCUUGAUUUCUCAAAAUGCUUUACAGACAUGUUUCGAGGAAGCAGUUGAAGUCAUGGCCAGCUCCUGCCAGCUCUGCUGGGUUAGAGAGUAGGAGGGUUGCUUCCAAGCUGGUUUCUGCCUGUUGGGAGUGAGGCUGCUGAGCAAUGCUGAUAGAACAAGGCCAUCUUGGGCUUCUCCCAUGUCAUAAGCCACUGCCCAAUAGUGUAUUCAGUAAAGUGCCUCUUGAGCACCCACUGUAACCCACUGUAUGUGGCCAUUGGGCUUAGAUGCAGGGGACACAAAGGUGCAUGUGACCUGCCCUUAUCCUGAAUUACAGUCUAAUGAGAAGGGGGUAUGCAUCAUGCAGAUGCCUUAUGUACUGUGGAACAGAUAAUAAACUAAGUUAGACCAAGUGCCCAGCAUAAACGGAAUGAGAUGCAUUUAAUUCUGUAGGAACCAAGCAUUAAGGCAGCACAAUGUUAUUUUUUGGCAGAUGUUUCAAAUUAUUUUCUGCUUUUCCUAAUUUUGUUUUAUGGCCCCAAUGUCUUACUUUUGCCCCUCUGACUUCCUGUACUGUUUUUACUUUUUUGUUGUGUCUCCCUGUGUCAGUGUUUCUGUGAAUUCUAGAGGAACAACAGUACUGCAGACAGCAGCAGAGCUGAUGACUGCUACUGUGAGUCAAAGCACGUGUGCGGUUAAGUUUGUGUGCCAUGCUGGUCACAACUGAGGGUCCCUGCUUGGAAACUUAGAAACAACUUGCAAUUGACUUAUAACAGAUGGAUACUGAGCAUGAACUGAGGUUCCAAGCAGAAUAUAGUUCUGUUCCUUUUGUGACAUAAGUUUCUGAAAACAUGUAGUCCUUGUAUAGUAGAAGUAAACGCCAAUUCCAACCUGUCUUUGCAUUCUAGAAGUUUUUUGGCAGUACCUACCAUGCACCUUUCAGUCUUGCUGUUCUUUGUAGGUGUUGUCAAAUGGCCGUCAGUAAUCACCAAUGAGAGUUGGCUACAAUCAGAUUUUAUGUUAAACAGUUCUUGGGAAGAUUUAGUUACAUUUUCUGCUCAGGUACUUCCACGGCUUCAGUGUGCUUGAUCCAGGCUACACAUGGAAUAUAUACUUUGCAGUGGCAGGAUGGAGCAGAGGAGACUACCACUCCUUCAGGGGCUCUUUACUGAGACAGGCAGUUUUGAGGACAGAGGGGGGAAGUACUGAAGGCUAUAACUGAAAAAUUGGGACCAAAUGGAGGCUCACAGAUGCUUGGAUUGUCUUGUGUUUAUUGACUAAGGAAAGCAUUUUGUGAUACACUUAAGUGAAAGACGCUAUGUUAAGUUGUAACUAUCUUCUGAAAGACCUUUCACAUUUUGGUGUUUCUAUAAACCAAACUUAAGCAGAAGAAAUGUUCUUAAGGGGACAGAGGGUGGGAUUUCUGUGGGCUUUUGGGUUUUUCUGUGGGCUGUUGCCCUCUAAUGGAAUUGAUCUCUUGGCUGUUUGGUUUUUUUUCAUACUGUAUUUUUAAAAUUUGUUGUACGGUGCCCUGUGAGCAUCGAAUACCACCAGAUGAAUAAACUGAUGAUCUCUCAA